AUGAUUUCAAAUUUGCCGAAUGAAAUAAUUUUAAAAAUAUUUAAAGAGAUUCGUUAUGAAACAAAUAGCUUUAGAUAUUUAUGGAAAAUUAGAACAACUUGUAAACGUUGGCAUGAACUUAUUCCAGUUGCAGUAAAAGAUUUAGUUUUUGAGAGAUUUAAUUCAGAUGUAAAUAUUGAAGUUAGAUUGGAAUUUUCACAAAAAUCCAUAUACUUUCUAUCAAAAUUAGAAAAUUUUUCGGAUAAAUGUAUAUUUAUUCUUCAACGAUCCGAAAAACCUUUACCCGCUUCAGAACAAGAUUUAACGAAUAAUUCUCUACAUGCCGUAACUAAUACUUCAUUAGAUAUUUCAGAUACUAAUACUUCAAAUAUUAUUUAUCUUAAUAACGGUAGUCCAACUACAAAUUCAAACAUUUUUAUGGAUAGUACAUUAUUAGAGAAUAAUACAAUCCCGGUAGCAAGAUAUGGAGAAACUUGUUGUGCCGUUCAUAUAGAAAUGUGUGCAGAAAUAAAUGGUAGUUUACCUUAUGGAUGGCGUACAAAAGGAUAUUUUCCAACAAUAUUAUUACCAAAUGAAAAUUUUAGAUUUAUCAAAGAAACAAAAUUCAGUAUGGGCGUAGUUAUACAAUAUAGAUUAUUUCCAUGUUUUAAUGAAUUAGUGGAAGAUGUAUUUCAAUUACCAAGAUUAGAUCAUAUUAAUCAUAAUAGAAAUACAUGA
Diversispora eburnea is the source of this 717-nucleotide messenger RNA. NCBI's taxonomy places the organism in Eukaryota, Fungi, Glomeromycota, Glomeromycetes, Diversisporales, Diversisporaceae. The record is from the annotation of a GenBank genome assembly.